This is a messenger RNA of Loxodonta africana (African savanna elephant), 6359 nucleotides long. RefSeq names its product probable ATP-dependent RNA helicase DDX60. Gene Ontology annotation, molecular function: ATP binding; nucleic acid binding. The transcript has 37 exons. The coding region runs from base 872 to 5374 and encodes 1500 amino acids. The record is from RefSeq and is a predicted model, not a curated record. Gene Ontology annotation, cellular component: cytoplasm. NCBI's taxonomy places the organism in Eukaryota, Metazoa, Chordata, Mammalia, Proboscidea, Elephantidae.
GAGGAAUGUUGUAACUCUGUUUGCCUUUCCAGAUCUUCUCAGGUCACCAGUGAGGACUCAUCCCAUCUGUCCUGUGACUGCUGCUGGCUGUUGGACUGUGAGAGAGUAAACUCCAGGCCACAGAUCAUGGCUUCUGCACCUACCUGGCUGCAUCGAAAUUCAAGUAUGAGUGGCAGUGACAGUGACAGUGAGAACGAGAUGGAAAGUGAUAGCUACGGAGACAAUGAGAGCACUGAGAGCUUGUCUUCAUUUGAUCAAUCAGAAGAGGAAGAUGACCUAAGCUCUGAAGGCAUCAUAGAAGACCCAGUGGCUGGGCAUUUACAGAGUGAGUUUGAAAAUGAUGAAGAGAAGCGUCUGGAAGUUGAAGAAGUUACAGAUGUUAGCAGUUCUGAUUCAAAAAUAGCAGGAUUAACUAAAUGUGAAGAAGUUCUGAGGAAGCUCUCAAAAUUGAUCUGGAGAACUCUGUCAAACUCUAAGAUGUAGAAAAUAUGUAUUUUAAUUAUCCUGAGCUUUUGGCCCUUCGUACCACAUUGAUUCAACAUUUAGAACACAAUACUGAAGUUCAAAUUCGUACAGAAUUUUCCAAUUGCUUGUCUCCAGAAUGGGAGAUAUUUCUUAAAGAAUGUUAUCCAUACUUCCUAAUUAUCACAGAUAAAGGAAUAACAUCUCAUCAUACAGAUUUUUAAACAUUUUUAUCAUUCAUGCUCUUCAGAAGAAAAUUAAUAUUGUACUAUUUUUGGGACAAGAGACUGAUGUUCUUAGAAUUUAUGGAUACUAUGCCCCAAGUGUCUAUUCACACAAGGAGUUUUUUGAAAAGCAUGAAAAACAACUGCAACAUGCCUUACAUGCCUACACAAGAGAGUAUUUCCAGAUGUUACAGAAAAGAGGAAUAUUCCUGUAUGGUCGUAUGAAACUAAACUUGGAAGACAUGCAGAAAGAGAUACAUCAAGCCUUGUCCCUACUUCAGAAUCUGUGGCCAGAAGGUGCUGAUGUCAGAGGUGUGGUCUGCUCUGUGUCAUGUUCAGUGACUCUAAAACUCUAUGAAAAAAUGUUAUGUCAUGGACAAGCCUGUGAAAACCUAAACACAUGCACAGAAAAUUGUAAAACACAGGACUGGGAGGGAGCACCAACGCUGAAUGAAGCAGGAGACCUUUGCAGGAUGCUCUGCCUUAGUGUGAUUUUCCUUCAACAUUUAUCCCUGUUUCAAAGAGCUAAGAGCAGAAUCGUUACUCACACUUGGGACAGAACACUGUCACCAUUUCUAAGAAUGCUAAAGAGAUGUGAAUUUUUCAUCCUAAAACAGUUAAAGAUUAAUAACAAUUGGAAAGUGAAUUUCACCAGUCUCCCUGACUUAACUGAUAAGAUUUUAUGGAAAAAUAUCAUCUAUUAUUAUGAAGUUGAAUAUUGCAAAGAGCUAAACUUGGAAUUGGGUAACACCUUGACACAGGAAUAUGAGAAACUGUGGAACUCAGUCUUAACAUUAUCAGGGGGUUGUGAUUUUGGAGAACCCGUGCCCUUAAGGAGAACUUCCAGACCAUUUCUUAGACAGAAAGAAAUACCUAAAAAAAAAAAAAGAGGAUCAAGCCAAGAAAUUCACAUAUCAGGACUCAUCCCUCUAAAAUCCGAGCUUAUACAAGACUAUGCUGGAGAUAUUCUUGCAGAACUGCCCUUUCUAAGCAGUGAUGAUCCUGCUGUUAAGUCUCUUUCCAAGAAGACAGAAUGUGAUGAACACAAACAUUGGCAUUCUUCUAGACCUCUUAGUGAUGAUUUUGAAGGAGCUCGAUGCAACAAUGGUGCUAAUUGCAAAGAUGCCAAAGGAAGAAGAGAUGUACAGAAAUUACAUCAUUUUUAUUAUGACUUUGGAAAAUCUUUGAUAGGACGUAACAAACCUCUAAGGGUUGUGAGAGAAAAGCCUCUGAAACUUCCAGCAAGGUCUUCUAUGCAAAAGAAAAGGAAAUGCCAGAAGAGCAAUACAGAAAAACUUAUCGAAGAAAAUCAAAAGAGACAGCUAGCUAAACUAGAAAAAAGGGAGGAAGAAAGAUGGAAUAACUUGUCCCUGUCUAUUGAAAAGGAAAUCAAAGGGAAUCUUAAUUCUGGAGUGGGAAGACUAGAAGAUUUUCUCCAAACAUGCCCUGUUAAAUCUGUAAAACUUAUUGCUGAAAUGGUAGGAUUGGAGGCCUGUUUUAAGUCAUGGAUGGAAUACUGUCUAAAGCCAGAAGCAGAAUCUAAAGAUGUAAACAUAGUAAUUCAGAUGAUGAAAAGGAUUCACGUAAUCCAUGAUAAAUACUCAGAACUAUUACAAAAUUCACAUCGACAAAAAUUAGCCAAAUAUUUAAAAUAUGUUGGAUUUGACAACUUGGCACACUCCUUAUGUCCUCAGGUAAAAGAGUCCAUUACUGAAAAGGAUAUUUCUAAAUACUCAGUUUGCAUGGGAGCAGCGCGGUUUCAGUUAACACACAUGGGCCCGUACUUAUUUCGAGAAGAAAGAAGUGAUCCUGAUCCCAGGGUGCAUCAUUUCAUACCAGACACAUGGCAGAGGGAACUUCUUGAUGUUGUAGAUAAUAAUGAGUCUGCUGUGAUCGUGGCUCCAACUUCGUCCGGGAAAACCUAUGCUUCUUAUUACUGCAUGGAGAAAGUGCUGAGAGAGAGUGACGAAGGGGUGGUUGUAUACGUUGCUCCAACAAAGGCUCUUGUUAAUCAAGUGGUGGGAACUGUAUGCAAUUUAUUUAACAAGGCACUGCCAAAAGGACUAGCGGUGUGUGGAGUUUUUACAAGAGAUUACAGUCAUGACACCUUCAAUUGUCAGAUAUUGGUGACAGUGCCCCAGUGUUUUGAAAUACUCUUGCUAUCACCUCACAGCCAAAAGUGGGUGAAAAGGAUUAGAUACGUCAUAUUUGAUGAGGUUCACUGUCUUGGAGGAGAAAUUGGAGCAGAAGUUUGGGAGCAUCUGCUUGUUAUGAUUCGGUGUCCCUUUUUGGCACUUUCUGCUACUAUCAGUAAUCCUGAAGAUCUUACUGAAUGGUUGGUGCUAAUAAAAAGAUACUGGCAAGAUGUUGAGAGCACAAUGGAAGAUUCUGGUGCGUCACAAAAUGCCACGAAACAUUUAAAGAAACAACAAAGCAAAAGGAUAGAAAAGCCAUCUUACCGAGUUAGAUUGGUACGUUACCAAGAGCGAUACAAUGAUCUAGAAAAAUAUGUGUGUUCCAUAAAGGAUAAUGACUUUGUCAUCGAACAUUAUCACCCAUGUGGGGCACUAACAGUCAAUCAUGUAAAGAAAUAUGGAAUCCCUUUAGACCUUGGAUUAUCACCUCGAGAAAGCAUUCUGCUUUAUGAUGCUAUGGUACAUGUUUGGCCAGAAGGGUCAAGAAUGCAGGAGUUAGAACCUGAAGAAUUCAGUUACUUUAAAAAUAAAGUAGUCAUCCUGAGAGCAGAUGCAAGGAAAUACGAAGAGGAACUGAAAAAGGAAAUGAUUCGUUGGAUUCAGCUGGACCCAGACAAGGUGGAUCAGUUACUGAAGUACCUUAAGCCUCAAACUUUUGACAGUGCAGAAAUUGAAAAGCGAAGAAUGUUUCCCUGUUUUGUGGAAAAACUUAAAGAAAUGAAUAGGCUGCCUGCAAUAUUUUUUUCAUUCAACAUUCACUCAGUGGAAUAUGAAGCUUUAAAAGUUUUCAUCAAUUUGAUAAAGAAGCAAAAUGCUGAUAAAUAUCCAAAUUCUGAAAGACGAAGGAAAAAUUUGGAAAAGAAACUACAGAAAGCAAGAAAAUCCCAAAAGAGAGACUUUGCUGCUGUUUUAAAUUCAGGUUCAAAUGCUAUAAAUCAAAGAAUUAUUUUACGAACAGCUGAAAUAAGUGAGAUAAAGAAAAAUCUUAAGAAGCAUACAGAAGUUUCUCCAGACUGUACAUACACUGAUCGUGCCAGUGUAGAUGAUCAGACUUUCAGGAAGAUCGUACACAGAAUUAGAAGAACAAGACGAUACCAUAUACUGUGCAGACUGUUACGGAGGGGCAUUGGGUAUCAUCACGGCUCAAUGGAAUAUAAAGAAAGACAAGUUGUGGAAAUGCUUUUCAGAAUGGGGCAUGUUAAGGUGGUAACAGCUACCUCAUCCCUUGCUUUGGGGAUUAAUAUGCCAUGUAAAUCUGUUGUUUUUAUGGAAGAUUCUGUUUAUUUGGAUGCCUUGAACUUUCGACAGAUGUCUGGUCGUGCAGGAAGACGUGGAGAAGAUCUUAUAGGAAGUGUGUUCUUCUACGACGUCCCAUUACCUAAGAUAGAAAGGCUCUUGAAGUCUAACGUGCCCAAAUUGAAGGGUCAGUUCCCUCUGAGCAUAUCCUUGAUUCUCCGACUUACGCUGUUAGUUGCCAAAGCAGAUGACAAAGAGGAUGCCAAAGCUAAGGCAUUAUCAGUGCUGCAACAUUCGCUGAUGUCCUUCAAGCAACCAAGAAUCAAGUGCAUGUUAAAAUUUUAUUUCAUAUAUUCUUUGCAAUUUUUGGCCACAGAGGGGUACCUGGAUGAGGAAUGUAUUCCCAGGGGACAUUCUGGACUUGUGUCCCAUUUGCACUACCAUGAACCUGCAAAUUUUGUUUUAGUAAGCUUCCUGGAAAAAUGUUUAUUUCACAAGUUGUGCACUCCGAUGAACAUAGAUGGCCCAAAGAAAUUUUCUGAAGAUGUGAUGGAAACCUUAGUGGUGGUGUUAGCACAUCUUUUUGGAAGACGUUACCUCCCUCCAUGUGUGGAAAAGUAUAAGAAAUGUUCUCAUUCAGCGGUAAUUCUAGAUGAUCUUCCCGAGGACUUUGCUGCAGUGGUGGAGGAACACAACAACAGAAUCCAGAGGAACUUUGGUUCUUUCCUCCUAACAGUUUCUAAGUUGGCGGACAUGAGAAAAGAAUAUCAAUUACCUCUCUCAGGAAUCAACUUUUCAGAUAAAGGGUGUGAAGACUCCACACUGGUCUCUCAUUUGAUGCCUGGAUUGGAAAGCAGAACGGCUGUCUCUCCAUUUGCAUGCCUUUCCGGUACCACUGAUCAAGAUCUAUCUGACAUUACUGUGGUAAACGAUGCUAUGUUACGAACCCUUAGUGUGAAUGUAAAAGACAUUCCUUUACUCCAGCUGAAGAAGUAUGAUAAAACUGGAAGGAAAUGUCCAUUGAAUGGCUAUGCAUUGAACUUCUACAAACAUGGUUCCCUAUCAGCCCUGACCUCCGAUAAUUGGUUAAAUAUGGGAGAUGCUCUUAAUUCAAUCAGGGAUUUUACACUUGUUAUCCAAGCCAUCAGGGUUUCACUAAGUGAAUUAUGUGAUGACGAAGAUGACAAUGUCGUGUUGGCAUUUAAACAACUAAGUGAAGCAUUCCGCACAAAAUUUUGGAAAGAAAAAAGAUGCUGACGAUAUUGAACUUUACCUGAGUCCUGUGCUUCGGGAAAACAGGAAUGGUCAACACGUCCUCCCACCCGUUUGUGUUCUGGGAAAUGGCUCACUGCAAAGAGCCGCCUUACCCCGUAUGACUUAGAUAAGCCUGGACGAUGACCCCCUUCUUUACCUGUGUCAACCUCAGACACAGACCCUCCAUAUUCCCGUUCUUUGUCUCAUAAAUGAUUACCUAAACUAUUUGCGCUCAUUGGCCAAUCUGGACAAAAUAGCUGCCAUCUUGACUUGACCAAACUUCAGUCGGGCUUCUCCCUUCACCACGGGCCACUGAAUUUUGACACCCCCCUGACCCCGAACAGAGCCAGCAUCCGAAUGCCAAACAGCUACUCCUUAAGGACCUUCCCCAAAUCUUCUGAUGGCAAAGAAAGAUACUCUGUCAUCGACUGUCGUAUCAAGCCACCUGCUCAUCCCACUCCACCCAUACUUAGUUCGUUCUAGCCUUGUUUACUCCUGCCUGUAGAAGAAAAGGAACCCUGGUGGCACGGUGGUUAAGACCCAACUAAAAGGUCGGCAGUUUGAAUCCACCAGCUGCUCCUUGGAAACCCUAUGGGGCAGUUCUACUCUGUCCAGUAGGGUUGCUAUGAGUUGGAAUUGACUUGACAGCAGUAGGUAUAGAAGAAAAACCCUUCUCUGGUUGGUCGUUGAUGCCCUAGCAGAUCCUAUGCUCUCCCUAUUGUUUUCACUAUCACAAUAACCCCCUUCCCUUAUUGCAAUAGUGACCCUCCCCUUAUUGCAAUAAUCUUUUUUAAUAAAUUCUCUCCCUGUCUAGGGCUGGAUUUUGUUUGUUUGUUUCAUUUGAUAACACCUUGUCAUCCCAGAUAAAUAAAAUGCAUUAUCUAACUAAGUAGAGAUUUCACAGUUUCUUGGGCUAAUUAUAGAAAGGCUUCCUAGUGAGGAAGGUUUUCAGUUGAAUAUCUAAAUUCUCAACAGAUAUUCUAAGAAC